GAGAAGCAGGCUCCCCUGAGUGUGUGAGCAGUGCCCAUGCUAUGGAAUGAAGCGCCACAGGCUCCCUCUGCCUGUACAACACAGAGCACAGGCUGUGCACUUAGCAGCUCUACAUUUCCUCCCUCUCCCUCUCAGGGAAACCGUCUCGCUUUCUACCGAGAGCUCCUCUAACCCUGCUCUCUCCUUUCCUCUCCCCCUCUCUCUAUCAUAUCUCUCCAUCAUCCUUGCCUUGGAACCCCCGCUCCCAGUCGAACAGCACUGCGAUUUUUGGAUUCAUCGGGGAGAAAGUGAGGUGCACCAAGCAGGAGAGAGAGCGCUCAGUCUGUGAGCAACAGAGAAUCAGCUCUUCGGGCUCCCCAGGGUUGACAUAUUAUGAAGAAUUUUACAUCAGUCGUUAUGCAUCUGUAUGGAUUAUCUUAAAGAGACUGAAGGUGUCUGUGAGUGAAGGUGGUGGGGAUUACAAUAACCAGAACUGAGUAAAUUUAUGAGCAGAAGAAUGACGGAAGUAAUGAACACAUGUGAUCCUGCAAUGGAAGAAUUUACACUAAGUGCAUCAGCUGGUGCAGAAGGCCAUGCUGUUCAGAUUUUUCCAGAUACUCAUGAAAAGCACCCAAAGCUGACAAAACGAUUACCUUCAAUAGUGGUAGAACCAACAGAAUGUGGAGAUGUGGAAAGUGGUGAACUUCGCUGGCCACCAGAAGACCUGACUCCUGAUGACAAAACCCUAGCUCGUGAUCAAAGAGACUCAAAAUCAUUUCCAGGGCAGCAUGCAGAUGCUGAAGGUGCUGCACGUUCUGCCUAUGAAGAGGGGAGCUACGCAGGAUGCCGAGCGAGCGGAGAUAAUAAUUAGAUCUCUUACAGUGAAACAUCUUCAAGUAUCUGUUGAGUAGUUAGAACAUAUAAAGAACAGUUGGGACUGCACUGAACUGUUCCUUUCGAUUUCCAAGAAUCUUGCAGGGGUCGUUUGGCAGAGUUUACUGUAGAUUCACAUCCUGUCAGGACUGAAGCUUAAAUCUGCCGCAUGUAGCUGGAGAUUCCAACUAUUUUUAGAGAACCAAAUGCUUGUAAAAUAUUAAUCAGUAAGGGGAUCUUUUGGAAGCUUUAGCUCGUGGCUACAUCUACCACAAUUCUUUUAGUCUAAAUCGAACACAAAUAAUUGAUGUCAUUUGUGACAGCUUCCAAAACUUGAAUUUUGCCCAGGUGUAUAUAGAAAAAAGGGACUUGCCCUUUAAAUUGCAUUCCAGCUAACAGAAUUCUUUGUGAUUAAUCCGUUAGGAUAAGCAUCCUGGGUCACUCUGGCUGUAGUGUAACUGCUACCCCCCAGCAUUCAUGCGCUAGAUGUGCUGGGUGGAGCUCUAGUUGCUCAUCAGCUGUAUUGACAUUUGUUGCCUAUUUCUUAUUUAGCUUCUCUCUUGAGCUUUAAUACUUGGCUCAGAUUGUGCAUUGCUUCUUAACUGCUUCAGAACAGAAACGCUAUUUAUUGCUAACCUAGAAAAAGGGAGGAAGCGUGCAGACCGAAAAAUGUUCUCUGCAGUGUUUGGUAACUUUUUGGCUAUUUCUAUCUGAAAUGAAGUUCCCCUGUAUGCCUCCAUUAACUGAGCUUAGCAAAGGAUGCUGGUAGUUCUGCACCAAAUAUUGCCUAUCACUGCCCUAGGAAAUGCCAUGUGACUUCCUUUAUUUUCUACUAGUUAGUAAGACUAGCACUGUGAUGUAAUAUCAUGUAAUAUGUGUCUGCCCAACUUUUGGGUGAAUUGAGUAAAAUGGGGAGCUGGAGUAAAUAUGGUUCAAAGGGACUGGCCAACACAGAUAAAAGAAAACACUUUCACAGUAAUCAGUUAACUGGGUCUCUUUUUUUAAAUAUAGAGUAAUCACUCCACCAAAAUUACUCCACAUCCCUUUUCUUCAUACAUGUAACCCUUUGUGUGCAGAUAUUUUAUACUGAUAAAUUUCAGCUCCAUUGUGUUUUUUUGUUACAAACAAUAUACACGAAUACCAUUUAAAAAAUGAACCGAAAAAAGCCAUUCAAAAUAUGUAUAUAUUGUUUCAAAACACUUCGAAAAACAGACACAUUGUAGAAUUUAUUUGAAGCAAGCGGUAUGUUGUUUCUGUUAGAUGCUUUGUUUUCACUUAUGGCAAAUUAAAGUUGUUGGGGAAAAGGAUUGAGUGUUUUAUAGUUGUAUUACUCUGUAUUUCUCUGGCCAGUUGCCUUUUUUCCAUGGUGAAGGUAGCCAUAUCCUAGCUGACUUAGGUUAGCCCACCAAUUCACUGUGGCCCAGAGGGAAAGAUAUUAUUCAAUGGCCAUGUAGCAUUGUUUUGGUCACUUAGGCCAAUAGGCUAGGUGAGUGGAUCUGACAGGAGGUGAUGAAGCUCUUCUCUGAUCUUCAGUGCAUCAUUACCUGCUGACAAAGGGGAUCAGCUGAUUAUAUUUUCAGUUUGGACAAAUUGAAUGUGUUCUGAUAGCACUGUCAAAACUUCAAGGCAUCAUGUAUGAUAUGGUCUAAAAGCCCAAAUUUCCUAACCUAUUCUGGACAUGUUUGGCCAGCUUAAGGCAACAGAACAAGCCAAAUACUGAAGAUGUUUCAUCGAUGUUUGAAAUAGUAUUACUACUGAACAAAGCAUCUCCCAGUAAUAACAGACCCCUCAUUUAAUCAGCUGGAAGAGCUCUACAGUGUAUCCAUAUUGGCUAAAAAUGGUGAUAACUACAUGGGUUCCUUAUUCCUAAUUUAGGUCCCGAAGCAUAAGGGCAAAAGGCCUAACAGAUCUGUUGCCAGCUGCACUGGGUUGGAUCAUAAAUAUCUAAACACAGAGGCAUUUCCAGGAUGUGUGGGAGGAGAUGAAAUGACUUAAAUUAGGUUUGCAAGUUAAAAAAAGAUUGUGCUAUAGAGAAGCAGUAUUUUGCAUUGUACCUGAAAUAUAAGAAAUACAACAGCACAUACAGCAAUGAUUCACUCCAAGAACAGAAUAAAGCUUUGUUUUAUUUACAGAAAUAUAUGUCAGAAAAUGUUUUUGUGUAGGCACAUGGAACUUUACUUUUACUGCAUAUCUAUGUUUUCAUUUUAAAUAAAAAAAAAAUUGCUGUUGGAUAAAAAUACACACAGUGACGUACAA
Molecule: messenger RNA, 3108 nt
Organism: Xenopus tropicalis (tropical clawed frog)
Lineage: Eukaryota; Metazoa; Chordata; Amphibia; Anura; Pipidae
Product: provisional ortholog of LBH regulator of WNT signaling pathway
Exons: 5
Coding region: 485-850 (121 amino acids)
Source: RefSeq, a predicted model, not a curated record